Messenger RNA from Gordionus sp. m RMFG-2023, 510 nucleotides. Its product is annotated as histone deacetylase 6-like. The record is from RefSeq and is a predicted model, not a curated record. NCBI's taxonomy places the organism in Eukaryota, Metazoa, Nematomorpha, Gordioida, Chordodea, Parachordodidae. Gene Ontology annotation, molecular function: zinc ion binding. Bases 35 to 451 code for a protein of 138 amino acids. The transcript is spliced from 4 exons.
UAGUAAUUGCAGUAUAUUCUUCUGAAAUUUUGAAAUGGAAGAUAAUGAAAAUAUAGAAGAUUCAUAUAUAGCUCAAACAGCUCAAGGUUUAUUCGCUGUUAUACCAUUAAAUGAUUGUCCACAUUUACAAGAAUUACAUACUUCCAACCCAUCUGUUUUUGAAAGCCUAGGUGAAGAUUUUGAUAUAUCUGCACCAUGUGAUAUUUGUAACGAUAGCACCGAAAAUUGGAUGUGUGUAACAUGUCAUAAAGUAUUAUGUGGGAGAUUUAUUAAUAGUCAUAUGCUAGAACAUGGACAAACUUUUAAUCAUGCUUUAACUAUCAGUUUAUCAGAUAUCUCCUGUUGGUGCUAUGGAUGUCAAUCAUAUAUACAUAAUAUAAUUUUAACACCGGUUAAAAAUUCUAUUCAUUACAAAAAAUUUGGUGUGGAAAUACCAAUACAAUCUGUUUAAUAUAUUCUCAUUUUGUACAUAACUUUUUGUGAUUUAUAAAAUAUGUAUUUAAUAAAAAA